This is a messenger RNA of Aspergillus terreus NIH2624, 2997 nucleotides long. RefSeq names its product PAP/25A associated domain family. The transcript has 4 exons. Gene Ontology annotation, biological process: RNA 3'-end processing. The record is from RefSeq and is a predicted model, not a curated record. Gene Ontology annotation, molecular function: nucleotidyltransferase activity. Bases 1 to 2997 code for a protein of 998 amino acids. NCBI's taxonomy places the organism in Eukaryota, Fungi, Ascomycota, Eurotiomycetes, Eurotiales, Aspergillaceae.
AUGCCGUGGAACUUGUCGUCCACCGGCACGUCUACAGAGGCUCCCACUCGCCCACCAUUGAACUCCCAGCAGUCCAACUCCCUCCCAUCGACCCCCUACCAACAUGCGCGAAAUCUCUCCUUCCACUCCCGGUCGCCGUCCCCUCCUCACGGUAGCACCUCGCCGCGGUCCACCCACUCCGAGUCGACCCAUCUUCCCCCCGCCUUCCGAAAACCCUUCACCCACUGUAAAUAUGAAACCGCCAUGGCCUUCUUCCGUCGACGAAUGCCGUAUACCCUGGGAACCGAUGUAUUGCCGGAUGAGAAGGAAGGUCUCAAAGAACAGCUGGACGCGGAUGAGGAGCGGAAACUGACGACCGACAUGCUGGAGGUCUAUGACCGGUUACUCCCCUCCGCCGAGAGUGACGAUCGACGCCGGCAGCUCGUCCGCAAGUUGGAGAGAUUGUUCAACGAUCAGUGGCCCGGGCAUGAUAUCAAAGUCCACGUCUUUGGUUCUUCUGGGAAUAAGUUGUGUUCGAGUGACUCGGAUGACGGAAUGGAACGAGUCGUAUGUGUCUCACACGCGAAGGUCCCCAUCGUGAAGAUCUGGGAUCCCGAGCUACGCCUCGCGUGCGACAUGAAUGUCAAUAAUACAUUGGCUUUGGAAAACACCCGGAUGGUGCGGACCUAUGUGGAGAUCGAUGAACGCGUGCGCCCCCUCGCUAUGAUCAUUAAAUACUGGACAAAACGGAGGAUUCUCUGCGAUGCUGGACUCGGUGGCACAUUAAGUUCUUACACCUGGAUAUGUUUGAUCAUCAACUUCCUCCAAACCCGAGAUCCGCCCAUUCUCCCCAGUCUCCAAGCUCGGCCUCACAAGAAGCGCUUGUCCCCUGAAGGGUUCGUCUGCUCAUUCGACGAUGAUAUGAACAGUCUGAGUGGGUAUGGGCGGAAAAACAAGCAAACUCUUGGGGAACUACUAUUUCAGUUUUUCCGAUAUUAUGGCCACGAGCUCAAUUACGAAAAAUACGUCGUAUCCGUGCGGGAAGGAGGACUGAUCUCCAAAGAGGACAAAGGUUGGCAUUUGCUGCAAAAUAACCGUUUGUGUGUGGAAGAACCGUUCAACACGUCACGAAAUUUGGGGAACACGGCCGACGAUACGUCAUUCAGGGGUGUUCAUAUGGAAUUACGCCGGGCGUUUAAAGCUGUCGCCGAAGGCAGUUUGGAUCAUUGCUGUGAACAAUACGAAUAUCCUCCGGAGGAAGAGCGGUCAUGGGAGAGACCUCCGCCUCAACCGCGACCCAUUAUCACCGCCGCACCAUCUCACUCUACACGAGGCGCGCGAGGGGGUGGUCGUGGCGGGCGACACUCGAAUCAAUACACGCGCGGAGGUCAUUCGGGUGGUCGUCGGUCGUCGAACACACCGAACAAGGCUAAUAAUUAUCGGCAGCCCCACAACAAUGGUUUCCCAAUGCCCCAACAGCAAGAGACUACCGCUGAUGACACAUCCCGAUCGAGAUCCGGCACGGUCAACCAUCCGCCGCUGAACGCGUCAAUGCGUCAACCGACUUAUUACGCAUCUCCUUACCUUCCGGUUUCCCUCACUGGUGUCCAGGGAAGCAGCACAAACCCGCCGUCCCCGUCGGCAACGGCUGCAUCUCCGGAUCUCCGUCGCAACCCUCGCCGCUCCUCGGUAGCAAAUGGAUCACCGGGCGGAUCUCUAAGAGCCCAUUCCCAACCUGCACGCACCGUUCACUCUCUUCCUAGCUAUGCCCCGAUUUAUACUGCGACCCAAUCUAUGGAGACCCCUCAGAUGUCCAAGCACAGGAAUACUCCGGGCUCGCCCGACAGGACGCAUGGUGAAGACGAAAGCCCAUUCAUGCCGAGCAGCGUGCCCAACGUGUCCAAUUCUACAUACUUUGAUGAGAGUCGGUCGACCGAGUAUAUAGGCUACUACCUUGCCACAUCUCCUCAACUGCAGGCCUACCAUCAAAAUGCCAUGUCAACUCCUCUAUCAGCGCCAGUCGGCUUGGCACUGCAGAACGGGGGCAUUGUUCCAUUUGUCGCAAAUCCCCAAGAUUACAUGUCGACAGUACCGCCGCAUGAGGCGGGUCUCUGGAGAGAGACCGAUACAACGUCAGGUUUGAAGAUGGGAAGCUCACACCAGCGCACGACGCCCCGAUCGACGGCGUCCGGUGAUCGCAGCGGGCCCCUGAUAGUGGACGGAUCUGUGCCUUUGAGCGAACAUCGCCCACCGGUCGCGGCUGAGGGGUAUGAUCCGUAUGUCGCCAUGAGCCAUUGUGCUUCAAACUCAGACGAUCACACCACGGAUACUCCCGCCAGCGUUUCCGACUCUUUCUCCCAGGACUUUCAAGAUAGCAGUUCCGUGGAGGUGGAUCAGCCGCCUUAUUUUGGUCGACAGGGUAUCGACAUGCACACUCCUGCGACUGCGGCCGAAUCUCUGGCGAAUGGACACGCAGGGAAGCAGAGUCUUCUCUCGAGCCGUCUGCAAAAUCUGCAUCUUUCGAACAACGACAAGGUGGCAGAACCCACGCCGAAAUCUGCUGCGGAGAAAGCAAAGGUGCCCCACACUCAUCAAGAAAAGCAGACCGGUGGACCGGAGAAAAGCUCCACCACAUCUGUGCUAUCGCCAGUAGCGGAGUCGCAUGUUCCAUCGUCGAACGGCAAACGGCGACAGAAUGGUCUGGACACGUCGGAUAAGACCAAUGGAGCCAGCCACAAACCGAGGUCUAAAGCUAGAACCGACACCUCGCACAACUCCUCUACUACAUCAGGCGAUACCAAGGAAAGGCACUCCGGUCACCAUGGCCAUCAUGGUCACCACGGCCGCAAAAUGAAUGGUGUUCACCCUGCUCAGGACUCUCAUCACACAAACAGUGGCUGGCAGACGACGAAGAAAAAGCAAAAGAAGGGUGCGAAAUCUAACACUGAGCAUCGUCAUGGGCUUCACAACGGUGCAGAACCCCUUCCUGCUGAUGAGUCUCUGAGGAAAGGCGGAUAA